Gavia stellata (red-throated loon) is the source of this 2874-nucleotide messenger RNA. It is a transcript of the gene CDH26, whose product is annotated as cadherin 26. The record is from RefSeq and is a predicted model, not a curated record. Lineage: Eukaryota; Metazoa; Chordata; Aves; Gaviiformes; Gaviidae. Gene Ontology annotation, biological process: adherens junction organization; multicellular organism development; homophilic cell-cell adhesion. Gene Ontology annotation, molecular function: cadherin binding; calcium ion binding. Gene Ontology annotation, cellular component: plasma membrane; catenin complex; adherens junction. Bases 1 to 2874 code for a protein of 957 amino acids. The transcript has 16 exons.
AUGCAAACCUUGCUGGGAAGAGGGGCUUCACAUCUUCCUCAAGUGGAAGAGCCUUGCAAGGAAGACUCAAAUCAAUCCCUACUGCUGGUUCAGUAUCCUAAAUCAGGGGGUGGCCACUUGUUAAGGCUGAUAAGGUGGACUGCAUUUGUCUUUCCCAAUGAGAGAUUACGUUUGCUGGUACAAAUUCAGGGUCGUGGGGUGAUAGCGCUUCUCACAGGGGCAAAAAGGCUCAGCAGUAUUUGUUCCGAGAAAGUUGACUUUAGAGCAAAUGGGUUGCCAGAAGUAGGGAGCUCUCAACGCCCACCGAUGCCCCUCUCCCAGGGUGCUGUGACGGCAGCUCCCAGCCCCACCGCCUGUGUGCUGCCAGUGCCCCUCUGCUUGUUGCCGCUGACCCGUGCCCAGCAGGAUGGCAGAGGGGUCUCGGCUGCGACCGCGGGCGGCCGCUGCUGCCGCUGCCCCGAGCUCCCGCCGCGGGCCGGCCCCGGGACGCCCCCCGCGCAGCAGCGGGCCCGGCGCGGCCCCCGACCUCCUCCCGCGGCUCCGCGCUGCCCGCGGCGUCCCAUGGAGCUACUGGGACUGCUGCUCCUGCAGUGGGUAGAUUCUUAUAAAUUAGACAGUCUACGUCCUCUACAGCGUACAAAAAGGACCUGGAUUAUCACCACAAUUGAAAUUCAAGAGGAGGACAAAGGACCAUUCCCAAAAUAUGCUGGACAGCUGUUCAAUAACAAAUCAUUUAAUACAUCAGUAAAAUAUGUAAUCAGUGGACCUGGGGUAGAUGAAUCUCCAGAGAUUGGACUGUUUUCUAUAGAAGAUGAUGCAAAUGGACAUCUGUAUGUACAUCGUACCAUUGACAGAGAAAAGACCCCGAUUUUUCAGAUACGUUUCGAUAUUGUGUACAGAAAAACUGGUGAACCAUUGGACCGCCCUUUAUUUUUCAAGUUAAAGGUUAAAGAUAUUAAUGACAACACACCUGAGUUUCCCAAGGAGGAAUAUAGCGUUACAAUAAGAGAGAACCACAGUAAAGAUAAGCCAGUUUUCCAAGUUACUGCCUUGGACAAAGAUGAAGAUGGCACUGCAAAUUCUCAGGUGUCCUAUUCUCUAAGUAUGCAAAUGCCCCUUCCAGAUGGAUUCACAUUUAAUAUUGAUCCUACCACAGGAUCAAUACUUCUGUCAGAAUGCCUGGAUUAUAAGACUGCCAACUCUUUCAAACUUCUGAUUAAAGCCAGUGACCAUGGAACUCCCCAGCUCUCAUCUACUGCAACAGUGAAUGUAGCUGUUGAAGAUGCAAACAACCACCUCCCUGUAUUUACUAGUGAUAACUACCAGCUGCAGAUUUCAGCAGGACAAGAACAUCCAGCUGUAUUACGGCUCCAAGUGGAAGAUAAAGACUCUCCCAACACUCCAGCGUGGAGAGCGAAAUACAGAGUAACAAAAGGCAAUGAGAAGGAACAGUUCACCAUUGAGACAGAUCCGGACACAAAUGAAGGCAUUUUGAGUAUUAUUGAGCCUCUCAACUAUGAAGAUGACUCUGAGGUGAGACUUGUCAUUUCUGUAGCAAAUGAAGAACCUUUCUUCAUGUGUAAAAACGGCAUUGUGAUGAUCUCAAGCCUAGAAUCCACAAAUACAACUGUGAACAUCAAGGUCUUACAGUCACAACGUGCUCCUAGGUUUCAUCCUCCUGUACUUAUUGUCCAAAAAGAAGAUUCAAUGAAGCCUGGGAGAGUGUUUAGAAGGUAUCCUGCCACAUAUCCAGAUGGAGGGCCAAAUAAGAUAAAAUAUGAACUAACCCAUGACCCAAAUGGCUGGCUGAGUGUGGAUGAGAAUUCUGGAGUUCUUACUGUGGCAAAAGAAUUUGAUCAAGAAUCCCCUUAUGUGAACAACAGCCUGUACACCAUUAUUGUUCAUGCUGUUGAUCAUGGUAUUCCACAACAGACUGGUACUGGCACCAUCCUGGUUUAUUUGUCUGACAUUAAUGAUCAUAUGCCAACAUUAGUGGCUCCUUCUUUAGAUGUGUGUGAUGAAAAAGAAGGGACGCCUCUCAUUAUAAAAGCUAAGUCUGCUCCGGUCCAUUCGCAUUCUGGGCCAUUCGCUUUUGAGCUGGCUGAGGACUCUGAAGAUGUGAAGCAUAACUGGAAAUUAGGAAGGAACUUUGGGGAUUCAGUUGAACUUUUAAUGUUAAGAAGCCUCCCACAAGGUAGCUACUUGGUGCCUGUCAUUAUUCAGGACAGGCAAGGAUUCUCCACAAAGCAGAAUCAGCAGGUUAGGUUCUGCUUUUGCCCAGAUGGACUUACAUGUAAAGAUUCACCACUUCCACAAGCAGCAGUGAGACUUGGAGGCGGUGCCAUUGCAAUAAUACUGACGGCUUUCUUAUUACUACUGGUUUCCAGUAUUCUACUUUGCCAGUUUUAUGUGCCAGGAUCUAAAAGCAAAGCCAUUGUUCCACCUCAAGAAAGUGAACAGACUUUAAUAAAAUAUAAUGAAGAGAGCAGAAUGUCUUUAUCUCAAGCUAAGCUGGAUAUUACAGAUCAUGCUGCUCUACCACCUGUGUCAGUGGGGGCUGGAAAAGAAGAGAUUGCUGAGGAUGGCCUGUACGGUAGUUAUGAGACAUUCCAAGUAAGACACCUUGAUUGCAUCAUACAGACAGUGGACAGAAUACUGGGUCAGAAACUGUAUUACCAAAACACAUUGGAAGAUUACAGGGUCAUCUAUGAACCCUUCAGAUACGCUGAGGAAGGAGAACUAGAGCGAAGUAACUCCUUCUGCUCUGUCUCCGUUGGCAGUGAGGACUUGCCUGUUGAUUUUUUGAACACUCUGGGACCAAAGUUUUCUGCUCUGGAAGAAAUCUGUCAGAAGCAAUUUCCGUCAUUCAAUUAA